Molecule: messenger RNA, 472 nt
Organism: Nicotiana tabacum (common tobacco)
Lineage: Eukaryota; Viridiplantae; Streptophyta; Magnoliopsida; Solanales; Solanaceae
Product: small ribosomal subunit protein eS19x-like
Biological process (GO): translation; ribosomal small subunit assembly
Cellular component (GO): ribosome; cytosolic small ribosomal subunit
Molecular function (GO): RNA binding; structural constituent of ribosome
Source: RefSeq, a predicted model, not a curated record
AUGACCAGUUUCACUUCAGAAGUGAAGACGGAGGCAGCGAGAACCGUGAAAGAUGUUUCCCCUCACGAAUUUGUGAAGGCUUAUACCUCUCACCUCAAGCGUUCCGGCAAGAUGGAGCUUUCUGAGUGGACUGAUCUCGUCAAGACUGGUAAACUCAAAGAGCUUGCUCCAUAUGACCCUGAUUGGUACUACAUUAGAGCUGCUUCUAUGGCAUGGAAGAUCUAUUUGAGGGGUGGUAUUGGUGUUGGUGGAUUCCGAAGAAUCUAUGGUGGUAACCAGAGGAAUGGCAACCGCCCUCGUCAUUUCUCUAAGAGCAGUGGUUCAGUUGCACGCAACAUACUUCAGCAAUUGCAGAACAUGAACAUCGUUGACUUUGAUCUUAAGGGUGGAAGGAGAAUCACAUCCAAUGGCCAACGUGAUCUUGACCAAGUUGCUGGAAGAAUUGCUGCCGCUCUUUAAGAGAUGAAUUCAA